UAGAGAUAAUAAAGAAAAACUAAACGAAACGAUCGGAAGUUGGCAACAGGACCAAUUUCCCCAUAUUCGCGAAUAGUGUUUCGCAUCAAUUUUUAGUUUUUCUCUUAAAAUUGUUAAUAAAUUAUGUUGUCCAGCUUAAGAUCUGGAGUUCUGAGCACGUGGCGUACUUCGGCUAGGGCUCUCCAAACUAGUUCAGCCUUACAGCAUGAUAGCUUGUUCGUGCAUAGAGACACACCCGAAGAUAAUCCUAACAUCCCUUUUGAGUUUUCGCCGGCGAACCAGAAGCGAGUUGAAGCCCUCCUAGCCAUUUACCCAGAGGGCCACAAGCGAGGUGCAAUGAUUCCACUAUUGGAUUUGGCUCAGCGUCAAAAUGGAGGCUGGUUACCUAUUUCAGCUAUGCACAAAGUUGCCGAAGUUUUAAAUGUACCACGCAUGAGAGUGUAUGAAGUUGCGACUUUCUAUACUAUGUUUAUUAGACGACCUAUUGGUAAGUAUCAUUUGCAAGUGUGUACAACAACACCAUGCUGGCUGAGAGGUUCUGAUGCGAUAUUGAAGGCGAUCAAGGAUGCCACCGGCUGUGAAGUUGGUGGAAACAGUGCAUGUGGAAAGUUCUCCAUUUCUGAGGUGGAGUGCUUAGGAGCAUGUGUAAAUGCACCUAUGGUGCAGGUUAAUGAUGAUUAUUAUGAGGAUCUUACAGUAGAUGAUGCAAAGGAAAUAGUUGAAAAACUAAAGAAAGAUGAGAAACCUAAGCCUGGACCUAGGAGCGGUCGUUUCGCUGCAGAACCUCUUGGUGGAUUGACGUCCCUUACUGAAGAACCCACGGGUCCCGGUUACGGCUUACAGGACGCCCUCAAGUCGUAGGCGAAAUUCGUAUAUUGUUAACUUUAUUGUAAUAGGAAAUAUUUAAAUAAAUCACGUUAGAAUUUUAUUCUA
Galleria mellonella (greater wax moth) is the source of this 933-nucleotide messenger RNA. RefSeq names its product NADH dehydrogenase [ubiquinone] flavoprotein 2, mitochondrial (gene ND-24). The transcript has 7 exons. Gene Ontology annotation, biological process: mitochondrial electron transport, NADH to ubiquinone. The coding region runs from base 124 to 861 and encodes 245 amino acids. Gene Ontology annotation, molecular function: NADH dehydrogenase activity. Lineage: Eukaryota; Metazoa; Arthropoda; Insecta; Lepidoptera; Pyralidae. The record is from RefSeq and is a predicted model, not a curated record.